Messenger RNA from Paralichthys olivaceus (Japanese flounder), 2061 nucleotides. RefSeq names its product metallophosphoesterase 1 (gene mppe1). Gene Ontology annotation, molecular function: phosphoric diester hydrolase activity. Lineage: Eukaryota; Metazoa; Chordata; Actinopteri; Pleuronectiformes; Paralichthyidae. Gene Ontology annotation, biological process: endoplasmic reticulum to Golgi vesicle-mediated transport; GPI anchor biosynthetic process. The record is from RefSeq and is a predicted model, not a curated record. Gene Ontology annotation, cellular component: endoplasmic reticulum-Golgi intermediate compartment.
CGGUGAGGAGCAGAGAUGCUGUAGCUGCAGAUCAGAGUCGACCAGAGGCUGGAGGCUGAUCCUCGGGUCAGACGCACAGGAUUAUUCUCUCAGCCCCAGUCUCUCUCACUCUUCUCCCUCAUCCUCGGAGCGGGACCCGCCAUGAGCAUCGCCCGGCCGCAGCCCUGAGCAGCUCCGGGGUCCCGAGGAGGAGAAGAUGCCUCAUGGACCGCUCCAUCGCCUCCAGUGCGCCAGUGCAGGGCUCCUCCAGCGCCGAGUGACGGAGACAUGCCGCGCUUCAGCGUCAGGUGGACGGUCACCGCGCUGCUGAUCCUCGGGGUCGGCGGCGCUUUCCUCUUCUGCGAGUAUCUCAUUUACUUCCCCGCCAUCCUGCAGUGCGCCUGGCCGAGGAGCAGCCAUGCGCGGGCCGGGGAGGGCAUCGACGGUCGCCCGGUGGAUUCAGUGGCGGUGCGCGCCAUGGUGCUGUCGGACACCCACCUCCUGGGAGCCGUUGGGGGACACUGGUUUGACAAGCUGAGGAGGGAAUGGCAGAUGGAGAGAGCUUUCCAGACCGCUCUGUGGCUGCUCAGGCCCGAGAUAGUCUUCAUCCUCGGGGACAUCUUCGACGAAGGCAAGUGGAGCUCACAGAAGCACUGGGAGGAUGACGUGCGCCGCUUCCACAGGAUGUUCAGACACUCCACUGACACGGAACUGGUUGUACUCGUUGGGAACCACGACAUCGGAUUCCAUUAUGAGAUGGACUGGUUCAAGCUGCAGCGCUUCGAGAAAGUCUUCAACGCCUCCUCCACCAGGAUCGUCACCAAGAGAGGAGUGAAUUUCCUGCUGGUGAACAGCGUGGCCCUGCACGGAGACGGCUGUCCCAUCUGCCAGUCGGUGGAGAAGGAGCUGAUCAAACUCUCCAGAGACCUCAACUGUUCUCUGCAGAACUCGCAGCCUGGCGGCGGAGCGACGGACGGCUGUGAAGGCUCGCAGCUCUAUCCUCCCACGUCCCCCGUCAUGUUACAGCACUAUCCUCUGUUCAGGGUGAGCGACGCCGCCUGCACAGGACAGGACGCUGCACCGUCCGAAGAGCGACACCUGCUGUUCCGAGAGAAGUACGACGUGCUGUCGAAGGAGGCCUCGCAGAGGCUGCUGCAGUGGUUCAAGCCGCGCCUCAUCCUCAGCGGACACACCCACAGCGGAUGCGAGGUUCUCCAUGACAACAAGUACCCAGAGAUCAGCGUGCCGUCCUUCAGCUGGAGGAACAGGAACAACCCCAGCUUCAUCCUGGCGUCGGUGUCACCGGGCAGUUACGCUCUGUCCAAGUGUUUCCUGCCGGAGGAGAGCACGGUGAUCGGCGUGUACUGCUCGGCCGGCGCCUUCAUGCUGCUGCUGUUCCUGGCUCACUGCCUGUGGAUGAAGGGCCUGCUGCAGUGCCUCAGCCUCUGCCUGCUGGGGAAGCACAAGUCUCUGUGAACUGCGUUACCCAGGGUGCACCACGCUGCAGGGACACAGCCAUGAAGUUUCACCUGCAAACACUUUAAGUGAAGAAUCUCAAAAUGUGACUUUCCUCCUGUGAACGGGGCCAAAACUCUUCAUCACCAUCAACCUCGACUUGUUUGUCCAAAUGUUUUUGCGGAACUGUGAAGGACUUGAAUAUAUAUUUUAAAUGUCUUUUAAAAGGACUCAGAGUUUAUUAUUUGUAUCACCGGUGAUUCUCUUGUGAUUACAAAUCCUGAGGAGUUUGUUGGAGCUUCGCUGGAAGGACCAGGCGGGUGAAGUUCUCCUGUGUUCGUCUGAAUCAAGCAUUGAAAAUGAAGGAAGACCAAUCAAAUCAAUCAUCUGUAAAUUCUCACUGUGGCUGCUCUGAUUGAAGGUGUUGACGUCUCUUGGUAGUUUGUCUCCCUCACUGUGAUCUGAUGUGAACUGUUUCCUGUCGUCGUCCGAUCACCUCCUCUUGUUUUUAUGAUGCAUAUCUGAAUCUAUUUAUUGAUGAAUUUCUGUGCCAAAUGUUUGUGAGGAUUUUUGCCAAAAUUGUUGAAGUAUUUCUGAUGAACUGUAAAAUAAAUAAAUCAGAAUCUA